Molecule: messenger RNA, 604 nt
Organism: Ruditapes philippinarum (Manila clam)
Lineage: Eukaryota; Metazoa; Mollusca; Bivalvia; Venerida; Veneridae
Exons: 3
Coding region: 191-604 (137 amino acids)
Source: RefSeq, a predicted model, not a curated record
AAGUGUUUUUUUUUGUAACUGCAAUGCAUGCAGUAUUUUUUUUUUGUAACAUUUCAAGUCAAACAGGAUUGAAUCUCAUCGUGUCUUCUAAAUUACAGCAAAUUAGUUCAAAUAUCAAGUUUAUGUAAUUUUUGUUUUUGUUUUAGGACAAGAUGGCACACUUGUACAUGGACCAGACUCGGUCAUCUCAAUGCUAGACCAUGCCUUCAACUCGUUCGGUACUGGAGAAAGUGAUUGUGGGAUUCACGCAGAUAAUUGUUUUGGUCAGAAUAAGAAUAGAUACGUACUAGCCUACUUGUCAUGGCGCACGAUGAUUGGAUCACAUAGAAAUAUCAAAUACAUGAUGCAGUUACCAGGACAUACAAGGUGCUUGAUCGACGCGGGAUUUGGAACGAUAAAGAAGUUGUAUCGGCGUUCAAAUUGUGAUACUCUCCAACACGUGACGGAAGUAGUACUGAAGUCAGCACACAGUAAUGUUCCCGUUACUUAUGGUGAAUGGAUGUGGAAAGGCUGGAAGGUGUUCCUCGCAGACAGAUUCAAAAAAGUGCCGAACAUCUCAAAAUAUCACCACUUCCGUUUCACGUCACUCGAACCCGGUAUAUAG